Messenger RNA from Ipomoea nil (Japanese morning glory), 687 nucleotides. RefSeq lists its product as uncharacterized. The coding region runs from base 1 to 687 and encodes 228 amino acids. Lineage: Eukaryota; Viridiplantae; Streptophyta; Magnoliopsida; Solanales; Convolvulaceae. The record is from RefSeq and is a predicted model, not a curated record. The transcript has 2 exons.
AUGAAGGAUAUUCUAAACCGUGCUGGUAUGUCAGACUGCAAACCUUUAGCAACCCCGGCUGCUGUUACACAGUCUGUUACACCGUCGGACCAGCUUCAUGAUAAUCCGACGCAGUAUAGGCGCAUUGUAGGUGCCCUACAAUAUCUCACCAUUACCAGACCAGACCUCUCUUAUGCUGUCAAUCGACUCUUCUCUGCUUCCUCGGCUAUUCAUGCCUUCUCUGACUCCGAUUGGGCCGGCUGUCCGUUAGAUAGGAAGAGCACGAGUGGCUAUGCUGUAUUCUUGGGGACUAAUCUCGUCUCCUGGUUGUCUCGGAAACAGCGCACGGUAACACACUCCUCCACUGAGGCUGAAUACAAGGCUCUAGCAGAUGUGUCCGCUGAGGUCACUUGGAUUGUUUCGUUGCUUCGCGAGUUGGGUCUACAUACUGGCGAGUCGACUACUCUGUGGUGUGAUAAUUUAGGGGCCACCUAUCUCUGUGCUAAUCCCAUGUUCCACGCCAGAACCAAACACGUGGAAAUUGAUUUCCAUUUUGUACGAGACAAAGUUGCCUCAGGGGACUUACUUGUUAAUUUCGUCUCAACAAAGGAUCAGAUUGCAGAUAUCUUCACCAAACCCUUGGCUGGUCCACGUUUUGCUGCUCUACGUGACAAGUUCAAUGUGGUGACUCACCGACCUUGUGCUUGA